This is a messenger RNA of Spinacia oleracea (spinach), 699 nucleotides long. RefSeq names its product stigma-specific STIG1-like protein 3. Lineage: Eukaryota; Viridiplantae; Streptophyta; Magnoliopsida; Caryophyllales; Amaranthaceae. The record is from RefSeq and is a predicted model, not a curated record. Bases 45 to 557 code for a protein of 170 amino acids. The transcript has a single exon.
UUAACACAACAACUCAUUGAACAAACUAACCAGCUAUCUCGAAAAUGGCUUCAACAACAAUGAAGAAAACAAUCAAGGCAAUAGCCUUGGUAGCCAUCACAAUGUCAAUGGCCCUUAUCAUACUCAGUUCCAUCAAUAUCAACUAUCAACAACAAGAACAAGAACAACACAACCAAGUUGAUGAAGAAGUCAACAACAAAGAAAACGCGAUGUUUCUCCCUUCUAAGAGAUCAGUAAGCCGGUUCCUAAUCGAGAGCAAGACUUACCAACAACAUCAUAGAAGAAGCUUAAAGCCUGCAGAUCAUUGUCACAAGGACAACGAGGUUUGUGACUUGGUGUAUGGGAAGAAUUACUUCACAUGUUGUGGAAACAAAUGUUUCGAUUUAACAGUCGAUAAGAAGCAUUGUGGAGGAUGCCAUAACAAAUGCAAGUUUACUCAUGAUUGCUGUAAUGGAAAGUGUGUAGACAAAACCUACGACAAGAGGCAUUGUGGGGGAUGCAAUAACAAGUGUUUGGAUGCCCAAUUCUGCGUUUAUGGGAUGUGUGACUAUGCUUAAUUAAAUUAAUUAAUUCAUCAUAUAGUAUAUUAUAUAUGUAUGUAUUAUGUACUAUAAGAUGAUGAUCUUGGCUUAGAUGGCCGGGAAAAUCUUCCGGUGUUUAAGCUAGUACAUAAAUUUUGUUGAAAAUAUGUUCCUUAUA